ACAGCAUCAAUCAUGGUGGCCCGGGUGGGGGUGGGACAAGACUCUGCUCUGUUCCACCGUAUCCUCUACGACUCCAUUCCCGAACAUCCUCGCUCUUCCAACGGGUCAGUACGAGGAUGGACUAGAGAGGGGUUUGUAUGUCCUGAAGAUCAAUGGAGAGGAGGUCAAGGUGAGUCUAUGGGACACAGGAGACUAGAGCGCUACACGGCCAUGACAGCAAAACUACUUCCGGAACUGCCACGGAGUGGGUUCUGGUCUACUCCCUGGAGGAAGAAGACACGACUGUUUGCUCUGGAGACUGGCUGAGUGAGGCCCGCAGCCUCAACUCUCCCACCACGUCGUGCCGGCCCUCUGGGGCAACAAGAGCGAGUCUGACAACGCCUGCGCCAUGGAACCAACAGUGGAAGCCUUCAGCACAGCCAGCAAGAUCCCGCCAGAACUAGU
Messenger RNA from Geodia barretti, 444 nucleotides. The record is from the annotation of a GenBank genome assembly. Lineage: Eukaryota; Metazoa; Porifera; Demospongiae; Tetractinellida; Geodiidae.